AAAAAAAUGGCUCAAGCCAACGAGAAAUUGCAGGUUCUAGAUUGCAGUCAUGUUUCUCCGCCUCCGGCCUCAGUUCCCACAACCUCUCUCCGUCUCACUUUCUUUGAUCUGCCGUGGUUUGCUUUUCCUAAUAUACAGCGCCUUUUCUUCUACGAAUUCCCAUACCCUACCUUGUACUUCACGGAUACCGUUCUCCCACUGCUAAAACACUCUCUUUCCCUGACUCUCCAACAUUUUUUUCCAUACGCAGCCAAAUUCAUGUGCCCUCCACCACCCGGCAAGCCUUAUCUCCGUUAUGAAGAUGGUGAUUUUGUUACCUUCACGGUCGUUGAAUCCUCUGCAGAUUUCAACCAUGUUAUUGCCAAUUAUCCGCGAGAUGUUAAAUUGUUACGUCCCUUUGCGCCACAGCUGCCAACCGUACCCGUGGCAGAAGAUGGUACUCGUGUCCUCCCAGUCAUAGCCUUUCAAGUCACCUUGUUUCCAAACUCUGGCAUUUGCAUCGGGUCCAAUUAUUGUCAUGUGGUUGGCGAUGGGAAAACGUUCAUGCAUUUCAUGAGGUCUUGGUCGUCUGUUCAUAGGGCGGGUGGCGGUGACUUGACUUGCCUUGAAAAAUCAAUUCCUUCGUGGAACAAGGAUGUCAUCAAGGAUCCUGAUGGGAUAGAGUCCCUCCACUUGAAAAUUUACUGGAACUGGGUAGCAUCGAAUAAUGAAAAUUCCGGCCCAACCCAUGUUGCAGCAGCGGAUAAGGUUCGGGCCACAUUUUUGUUGGGUCGAGCCCAUGUCAAAAAACUCAAGCAUUUGGUCACAGAAGCCAAAUCAGAGCAAUUGCAUAUAUCAACUUUUGUGGUGACGUGUGCCUUCAUAUGGGUUUGUUUGAUCAAAUCACAAGAAAGUUCUACUCGUAACUCAUCAGAUGCUGAUGAUAAUAAGUUUUACUACUUUCAGUUCCCCUUUGAUUGCCGUAACCGCCUGGAAUUUCCAGUUCCGGAAACAUAUUUUGGAAAUUGCCUAAAACCAAGUAUUGCAGAAGUCCAGAAAAGUGAGCUAAUAGGAGAAAAUGGGAUUCUAUUGGCGGCGAAAGCUAUUGGGAACAAAAUUAAAGAAAUUGAGAAUCGUGGGUUCAGAGAUGUGGAGAGUUGGGUAGCAACUCUUAUGGAAAGAACAAGAUUAGGGCGUUUUGUUUCUGUCUCUGGAUCGCCAAAAUUUUAUGUCUAUGAUGUUAAUUUUGGGUGGGGAAGGCCUCGUAAGGUCGAGUUGGUUCACAUCGACUCUAAUGAGACUAUAUCUCUUGCGGAGUGUAGAGAUGAGCAAGGUGGAUUUGAGGUUGGUGUAGCCUCAAACAAGAAGCAAAUGGAUGAAUUCAGUGCUAUCUUUGUACAGAGUUUGAAGCUCCUUUGAUUUUGAGUAUUUAUAGCUGCAACCUAUCCAAUAGUAACAAGUUUCCCAAGGA
Molecule: messenger RNA, 1450 nt
Organism: Theobroma cacao (cacao)
Lineage: Eukaryota; Viridiplantae; Streptophyta; Magnoliopsida; Malvales; Malvaceae
Source: RefSeq, a predicted model, not a curated record